AUGCACAGAAGUACAUGGGAUACACCAGAUAUUUCUGAUUUGCCAUCAACUAGACGAGUGAAGUCGAAUAUAGGAGAACUUCGAACAAUUCAAUCACGAUCACGAUCAAGAUGGUGCACACCAAAAAGACGUCGUAUUGCCUUGGGAAUGCUUGGCUGCUCGGUUUGUGGUGUAUUGAUUGCUACAGCUCUGAUUCUAGCGAUUACAAUGACUAAAAAAUCGGCAUCAGUUGAUCUCGCACCAGCUCCACAUCGACAUCAACAAGCAGCACAAGUUCCACCUCAACUUCAACCAGUAGCACUAGCUCGACUUCAACAACCAGUACCAGUUCUACCUCAACCUCGACGAGCAGUACCAGCACUACCUCUAGUUCAACAAGUAGCACAAGUUCUACAUCGACCUCAACCAGCAGCACAAGCACAACAUCCACAUCGACAAGUACUACCAGCUCAACGUCAACCUCCACCACCAGCACCAGCUCUACAUCCUCUUCAACAAGCAGCACAAGCUCAACUUCAACAACCAGUACCAGUACUACGUCAACAUCAACAAGUAGCACCAGCACAACAUCCACCUCAACUAGCAGCACAAGUUCUACUUCGACCACAACAAGCAGCACCAGCACAACAUCCACAUCGACAAGCAGCACCAGUACUAGUACAUCAUCCACUUCAACGAGUAGUACAAGUUCUACUUCAACCUCAACAAGCAGUACCAGCUCCACAUCCACUUCCACUAGCAGUACCAGCACAACAUCCACAUCAACAAGUAGCACUAGCACAACAUCUACGUCAACCAGUAGUACCAGCACCACAUCCACAUCGACGACCAGCACUAGCACAACAUCCACGUCAACCAGCAGCACUAGUUCUACUUCGACCUCAACGACUUCGACUCGUACAACAUCCACUUCGAGCUCAACAAGCAGUACUAGUACAACAUCCACUUCAACCAGCAGCACAAGUACAACCUCGACGUCAACAAGCAGUACCAGCACGAGUUCUACCUCAACCUCAACAACUUCGACUCGCACAACAUCCACUUCGAGCUCAACAAGCAGUACUAGUACGACAUCCACUUCAACCAGCAGCACAAGUACAACCUCGACGUCAACAAGCAGUACCAGCACGAGUUCUACCUCAACCUCAACAACUUCAACUCGCACAACAUCUACUUCGACGAGCAGCACUAGCACAACAUCAACUUCAACUUCAACAACUUCGACUCGAACAACAUCCACAUCAACAAGCAGCACCAGUUCUACUUCAACGUCAACAACCACGUCUCAAACAACAACGACAUCAGUCGCUCUUCCAUCACAGUGCUUCAGUUAUACAACAAUUUCAGAUUCUACUCGAUUGGCAACAUCAGGAUCUCCUAGCAUUGUUUGUGAUAGCACAGUGUUUACAGCGACACCAUACGUAUCGCUGUAACACUCAUGCACCAGGGUGGUAUACGGGUAGCCUUCCUGCAGCUGGUGGAACUGUCAGUGGCACUGUUUGCUACAACUGGAGUGGUAACACAUGUAACUGGUCAAAUUCAAUUAUGGUAACUAAUUGUAUUAGUUUUUACGUAUACCGAUUAAUAACUCCACCAGUUUGUAACUUGCGAUAUUGUACCAUGUGA
Molecule: messenger RNA, 1626 nt
Organism: Adineta ricciae
Lineage: Eukaryota; Metazoa; Rotifera; Eurotatoria; Adinetida; Adinetidae
Source: the annotation of a GenBank genome assembly